This is a messenger RNA of Paramecium pentaurelia, 1027 nucleotides long. The record is from the annotation of a GenBank genome assembly. Lineage: Eukaryota; Ciliophora; Oligohymenophorea; Peniculida; Parameciidae.
AUGUAAACUCUUGAUUAAAUUGUUGAGGAUCUCUUCAAUAAAUUCACUUUCUAAAAACCGAUUAUUUGUCCUACACCUAAUAAACCUUAAAGGGUAUAAUCAGCCUUUAGAAGAAAACCUUAAAAUCCAUAAUAAAUUUUAUAAUAAGCAACAUAAAUUGUUGAAAAGAAACAGACUUUAUUAAAUACUAUUCAAUCAAUGAAAUUUUAAAGAAGCUAUACUGUUUGUAAGACUGAAGAAUCAAAUAAACCUAUUAAAUUUGAAAGAUAUCAAAUUUUAUCUAAAUUGGCUGUUGGAGCAUUUGCAACUGUUUUUAAAGCUUAUGAUAGAAUGACUGAUUCUUAAGUAAAAAUAAUAAAUACCAUAGUUUAGGUAGCAAUUAAAAAGUAUAAUUCUAAUCUAUUACAAUCAGAAUAAAAAAAACUAUUAUUUAAGGAGACAGAGAUAUUGAGAAAAUUAGAUCAUGAAAAUAUUGUUAAAUUUCUUGGAAUAUAUAAGAAUACAAUAGUUUUAGAAUUAAUUGAUGGACAAACAUUAACAAAUUAUUUAAAAAGUAAGUUUAAAAAUCAAUUAAAAAGAUUAACCAAAUAGAAGAUUAUAAGAUAAAGAAGCCAAACAAAUAUAUAUAUAAAUUCGAGAAGGCAUUAAAUAUUUGCAUUCCAAAAAUAUCUUUCAUAGAGAUUUAAAAUCAGAUAACAUUAUGAUAAUUAAUUAAUAAGUUAAACUAAUCGAUUUCGGACUUGCAUCAGAAAAUUAAUUAUGCUCAGAUUUUUGUGGUACUCCUGCAUAUAUGGCACCAGAAAUCUUUCAAAAAAAGCCUUAUGAUGGAAAAAAAGCUGAUAUUUGGGCUCUAGGAGUUUUACUGUAUUAAAUUCUUUGUGGAAAAGUACCCUUUCCAGGUAAAAAUGAUGAAGAAAUUAUGUUGGCACAAAUUCUAAAAUUCACUCUACCAAAAAUAAUUAGUAAAGAAUUACAAUAUUAGUUAUUACAUCUUUUAGAUAAAGAUCUUACUAAAAGAAAAUUAUGA